Salvelinus sp. IW2-2015 is the source of this 1818-nucleotide messenger RNA. RefSeq names its product cyclic AMP-responsive element-binding protein 3-like protein 3-B. Gene Ontology annotation, molecular function: RNA polymerase II cis-regulatory region sequence-specific DNA binding; DNA-binding transcription factor activity, RNA polymerase II-specific. Gene Ontology annotation, biological process: regulation of transcription by RNA polymerase II. NCBI's taxonomy places the organism in Eukaryota, Metazoa, Chordata, Actinopteri, Salmoniformes, Salmonidae. The record is from RefSeq and is a predicted model, not a curated record. Gene Ontology annotation, cellular component: nucleus.
ACAAGAGCAGGGAGAUACAGUAGAGACAUGKUCAUCUGGAACAGAGCUCCUUCACMACAAAGGAAACAGAACAUUUAACUGGAUUUGUCUUAUUUUGGGGAGUUCUGUCCUGUGCCACCCUAGUGCUGAAAUUAUGGACCACUAUUCAGACCAGGGUUGCGACGGGCUUGAGCUGCUUGAUUUGCUGUUUGAUCAAAACAAUGGCAUCCUCCGUCACGAGGAGAUGGGACACCAUGACAACCAUGCCUGGCCAAUCCACGAGCCAAACGUGUUGCGUCCAGCAGAGCAACAGAGCGAGGACUUCCUGAAUGCCCUCCUGAGUGGCAGUGACUCAGUGUCGGGGUCCCCCCUGUGGUCUCCCUCUCCUAGUGACAGUGGCAUCAGUGAGGACCCRCACUCGGAUCAGAUGGACAGCCCCCAGCGCCCUGAGAGCCCUCACAUGGAGCCCCACUUCAUCCCCCCUCAGCCACAAACCAAGGUUGCCCUGGAUGCCAACUUCUCCAUUGAUAUCAAUGGCUUGGACUCAUGCUUCUACCCAGGCAGGACUGGGGGGACAGAGUGUUCCUCUGAUGUAUGCACAACCCAGCUGUCUUCUGGCUUUCCCCUCACUGUCAAGGACCUACUGCUCUCUGUCACAUCUGAUCCGCCCCCACAGCAUUCCCAACAGUCCUUCCAAGAGUUGAUUCUUAAUGAGAAUGAGAAAAAACUGCUGGCCAAGGAGGGGGUGACUCUGUCUAGCCAACUACCUCUCACAAAGUAUGARGAGAGGAUUCUGAAGAAAAUUCGCAGAAAGAUCCGGAAUAAGCAGUCGGCUCAGGAGAGCAGGAAGAAGAAAAAGGAAUAUAUUGAUGGUCUGGAGAGCAGGAUGGCUGCCUGCAGCACACACAACCAGGAGCUACAGAGGAAAGUGUUCCAGCUGGAGAAAUGCAAUACGUCUCUGAUGGAGCAGCUACACAGGCUGCAGACUCUGGUCAUGGGCGGCUCCAAAAAGACCGCCCAGGCUGGGACUUGUGUCCUGGUACUGCUCCUGUCCUUCUCCAUCAUCCUCUUCCCCAGCCUGAACCCUUUUGCCAAGGUCAGCCAAGGAGGGGACUUCAGCCCAGUGAGGGUCCAGUCACGGUCCCUGCACAACCUCCAGUCCUCCAGAGUGCUGCAUGUGAUUGACCAGCCGUACCAAACUGCAGACGACAAGGCCAAGCCUCCAGACCACCAUGUCCUGGGAGACCAGGGUGUGGAUGAGAUUAUGUCUCUGCUGGGUAAACUGGGCACUGGUCACGACAGCCAAGGACUGCCCAAUUUUGACCCCAUGUCUCAUAAUAAUAGCAUGGACGAGCAAGUCCAUUUCCAGGGAGACCCCAUUACUGGCCAUAUAGCUACAGUAACUUGGAAUCCAUACCGCAGAGCCCCACUACGCCCACAUGCUGAUGACAUGUGAUUUGGAGAGAGUAUUCCCAGCAGGAUUCCUCUGUUCUGCUCCCAUCUCCAGACACUUCAUAUGAUAAAACAGAGUAGCACAUGCCUAAGGCUCUUGUUUACACUAUGAGUUACGGAAUAAUAAAUACAUUAUUUUGCCUGUUAUAGUACAUACAGUGUGUGUGUGUGUAUAUAUAUAUAUAUAUAUAUAUAUCAUUUUUUCCCUGUUUGUUAUUCUGUUUUGUAUUGUUUUAAUUAACUAUGGGAUCGGUGWCCCCCCCACGGGACGGUUGAGCUAACGUGCACUAAUGUGAUUAUCAUGACAUCAUAAGUAACAAGAAAAUAUGUCUUAUAUGRGCAGAAAGCUUAAAUUAUUGUUAAUCUAACUGCACUGUCCAAUUUACG